Olea europaea var. sylvestris is the source of this 1145-nucleotide messenger RNA. Its product is annotated as DNA (cytosine-5)-methyltransferase CMT2-like. Lineage: Eukaryota; Viridiplantae; Streptophyta; Magnoliopsida; Lamiales; Oleaceae. Gene Ontology annotation, cellular component: nucleus. The transcript has 4 exons. The record is from RefSeq and is a predicted model, not a curated record. Bases 670 to 960 code for a protein of 96 amino acids.
AAAUUGUAAAUUUGCAAAACAUGGUACUCGAAUUUUAAAUACUCCCUUAAUGUAGGGACAUAUUUUGUAAAUUUUCCUAAAAUAUUGGCCCUAAUGUUAUUAUGUUAAUAAUGGUCAUAUAUUUAUGAUUGCAUAUUAGUCAUUUACAUCCCAAUAUAUUAUCUACAGUAUGACACAUACUACUUAUCUCUGCUUAUUUUUGUUUGCCUUCCAUUUCUGAACCUGGCAAACAUCUUAGAGUAACAUUCUGACUAAAUUGUUGGUCAGCGUGAAUGCAUUACAUAUGGGUAUCGUCGUCAACUACUCAACCUCACCAUCUCUCUCUUCCACCAUAUGGAUUCGGAAUAUCCUGUGCUUUCAAUUUCUAAAUAUAUCAUGAUAACUACAUAUCAAUGGCACUUGAUCAUCAAGAUUUCAAUUUUGAAUUCAAUUCUUCAUCAAAGAUGCACAAUCAUGAACCUAGAUGUCUACACUUAUUAGGACAAUCAAAAUAGGUUUCUUUAGUAGAUAGUAACCAUAUAUUAAAUUAAAACUAAAACCUUCUUCCACAUCCAUUGCAUUUAUUAAAAAAUGUUCUUAAAAUGGCUAGUUCCCCCAGAAAUGUGUCCUUGAGCAUUGGAGUGUCGGAAAUCCUCCAAAAGACGUGCUGAAAAUGUUUGAGCUUGUUUGAUGCAUGUUGGUGCAAUUCUGAUAUUGCCUCAAUUUCCCCUUCCAACGCACAAUGUGGUCAUCCAAUAUGGAUUUCCUAGUGAAUUUGAGCGUAAUGUUGUUGCUUAUGAUGAGGGGCAAUCUCGAGAUCUAGAAAAAGUCAUUGUUCUGGGUGACGCCAUAUCAGAUCUUCCUCCUGUUGGGAAUGAGGAGAUUCGUGACAAGAUGCCAUACAAAAAGUGUCCAGAAACUGAGUUUCAAAAGUAUAUUAGAGCAUCUAAAUCUGGUAGAAAUACUUUAUCUUAUCAUUGAACUCUUGAUAAUUCUGACAUACGUUGCAGUUGCUGUUCGUCACUUUCAUUUGUUGGGAAAUUAGCAUAAUUUCAGCAUGUCCAUUUUGUGAUGCGCACUUCAUUCAUACUAUUUGUCUCGUGUUCAUUACAUGUGCUAAUUUGAUUGGGUGCAUAUGUCCUACACACAUCUACUCAUAUGUACAG